AUGUGGCUGAACGACGAAGAUAAAAACUCCAAGUUUUUCCAUAGAGUCGUGCGAGGUAGACAACGACAGAAUUUCAUUUCUUCUGUGGCUACUCCAAAAGGCAGAAAAGAAGAGGUUGAAGAAGUUGAGAGGGGAGUGAGAGAUUUCUUUAAAGAGAACUUCAAGAAGGAGGGUAGUGUUAGGCCGAUAUUCAGUGGGUUGGAUUUCGAAAAGCUUUCUAAUAGAAAUAAUCAGGAGUUGGAGAAAUUAUUUAUUGAAGAAGAAAUUAAGGAGGCACUGUGGAAUUGCAACGGGUCGAAGAGCCCCAGUCCUGACGGGUUUUCGUUUGGUUUUUUUUCAGGAUUGCUGGGAGACAAUUAA
This is a messenger RNA of Lathyrus sativus (Indian pea), 360 nucleotides long. The record is from the annotation of a GenBank genome assembly. NCBI's taxonomy places the organism in Eukaryota, Viridiplantae, Streptophyta, Magnoliopsida, Fabales, Fabaceae.